CCUAUGGCUAACCAGUCUGAUUCUCUGUUUGUGCUUGCUGGAUUUCCGGGGCUGCCGGAGAUGUACCACCCUGCAGUUUCUUGUAUAUUAUUCCUUGUCUAUGUUGUCUCCCUCUCAGCUAAUAGUAGCGUCAUUCUGCUGGUUCUAUGGAAGGAACAUCUUCAUCAGCCCAUGUACAUCAUCAUCAUGAACCUGGCUCUUUCUGACAUCUUAUUCGAUACGAUAACAUUACCCAAAAUAAUUGCCAAAUACUGGUUUGGAGCUGGAACCAUGACGUUGUUUGCCUGCAUGUUCCAGCUCUUCUGUGUCCACUUCUUGGGUUCUGUUGACUCAUUCAUCAUUAUGUUCAUGGCACUUGAUCGCUAUGUGGCCAUCAGCAGACCCCUGAGGUAUUCCUCCAUGAUCACCGAGAGACGCACCAUAAACAUCUGCACUUUCCUUUGGGCUCUUGCGUCUCUCAUCUCCUUAGUCAAUGCCGCCUGGUUCACUCAGGUUAUAUUUUGCGGCUCUAGAAAAGUUAACAGUUGCUUUUGUGUAAGUCAAUCAGUCAUGGUCUUAGUCUGUUCCGAUAUUUCUCUGCUCAAACGGACCUCGCUUGUCCUCUCCAUGUUGGUUCUCUUAGCACCCUUGUGCUACAUUAUCAUAUCCUACGUCCUCAUACUUGUAAAAGUCUGCUCUUCGGUGAGGAACAAAGGACUACAAAAGGCAUUCUCUACAUGUGUCACUCAUCUGUUCAUCAUCUUCAUGUACUUUGGCCCUCGGGUCUUUGUGUAUAACGCCUUUGUGAUGAACAUAGUGUUCACUCCAGAAAUGAGCGUCUUGCUUCUCUGCCUCUAUACUUAUAUCCCCCAUCUUCUAAGCCCCAUAAUCUAUUGUCUGAGAACUCAAGAAAUCCGGCAGGUCAUAGGGAUUGCACUACGGAGGAAGUUUGGUUUAAGAAUAGGGAUUGCUGAGGUAUUGCACAGAUAA
Messenger RNA from Bufo bufo (common toad), 969 nucleotides. RefSeq names its product olfactory receptor 1M1-like. Gene Ontology annotation, biological process: G protein-coupled receptor signaling pathway. Gene Ontology annotation, molecular function: G protein-coupled receptor activity; olfactory receptor activity. The coding region runs from base 4 to 969 and encodes 321 amino acids. NCBI's taxonomy places the organism in Eukaryota, Metazoa, Chordata, Amphibia, Anura, Bufonidae. The transcript has a single exon. The record is from RefSeq and is a predicted model, not a curated record. Gene Ontology annotation, cellular component: membrane.